Messenger RNA from Mesorhabditis belari, 903 nucleotides. NCBI's taxonomy places the organism in Eukaryota, Metazoa, Nematoda, Chromadorea, Rhabditida, Rhabditidae. The record is from the annotation of a GenBank genome assembly.
AUGGUUCGCGAUCGGCUAGCCGAAUUACAGAUGAAAGGCAAGGUGACUGACCGCUUUGAAGAGGUCGAACUUGGCCCAACAUCCUCGCCAUCACCAAAUCAGUUCAUGGAUCGAGUUGGGCAUAUCCGAGCAAUGCUCAACGAUCUUCAAGAUGACAUCUUUGAGUUGAAAAGGAAACAAGAUCACGUAUUAUCGCUUGCAGUUGUGAAUGUCGAACAUAAAAUUGAAUUAGAAGAUCAAAUCAGACGGAUACGUGAGCGGGUGAGAAAUCUGCAGCCACAAGUGCAAGCACUGGAAGAGGAGUUGAAACAGUUUGAGAAAGUUUCCAAGUCCGGCGCAGAGGUGCGAAUGCGGCGUAAUCAAUGUGACAUGGUGCGUAAAAAGAUGCAGGACGUGAUCCGACUUUUUAAUGAUCAACAAUUGAACUACAAGGAUCGAGUGUCAAGACGAGUGAAGCGCAGUCUCGAGCUAGCCGGUGAAAAUUUGCCCGAUGAGGAGGUGGACGCAAUGUUGAACUCUCAACAACAAAUUUUUUUCCGAGAAGUCAAUCCAUUGACAAUCGCUGGUCGAAUGGCGUUGGAAGACGCGAAACAAAGACAUGGAGAGAUCCUUGAACUGGAGGAGAGCUUGAGGACUUUGCAGGAGAUGUUUGAGGAUAUGUAUAUGCUUGUACAUGCACAGGGUGAAAUGGUUGAACGUAUCGAUAAAAAUAUCGAGAAUGCUCGCUAUGAGGUUCAACAAGCUGCCGUCAAUACGAAAACCGCGGUUGAGUACAAGAAAUCGGCGCUACGAAAGAAAUGGUUGUGCAUUACGGCUUUGAUUCUUUUGAUUAUCAUUCUCAUCGCUGUGGCCAUUAUUUUGGCGGUCGUUUUGACAGGGAAAGGGGGAAGCUCGAAUAGUGGC